Messenger RNA from Porites lobata, 5695 nucleotides. Lineage: Eukaryota; Metazoa; Cnidaria; Anthozoa; Scleractinia; Poritidae. The record is from the annotation of a GenBank genome assembly.
GCCCUAGGCAUCGCCUAUUACAGACUUGGAGAUUUCCGGAAAGCCAUAGAGUACCAUCAACGAUACCUUAAAAUUUCGAAAGAAGGGGGAGACAAGGCAGGAGAAGGAGGAGCGUACUGUAAUCUUGGCGUCGCCUAUAGAAAUCUUGGAGAUUUCCAGAAAGCCAUAGAGUACCAUGAACGACACCUCAAAAUUUCGAAAGAAGUGGAAGACAGAGCAGGGGAGGGAAGAGCGUACGGUAAUCUUGGCAACGCCUAUCACAGUCUUGGAGAUUUCCAGAAGGCCAUGGAGUACCAUGAACGAGACCUCAAAAUUUCGAAAGAAGUGGAAGACAGAGCAGGGGAGGGAAGAGCGUACUGUAAUCUUGGCAACGCCUAUCACAGUCUUGGAGAUUUCCAGAAAGCCAUAGAGUACCAUGAACGAGACCUCAAAAUUUCGAAAGAAGUGGGAGACAGGGCAGGACAAGGAAGAGCGUACUGUAAUCUUGGCAACGCUUAUGAAAGUCUUGGUGAUUUCCACAAAGCCAUAGAGUACCAUGAACGACACCUCAAAAUUUGGACAGAAGUGGGAGACAGGGCAAGAGAAGGAACAGCGUAUGGGAAUCUUGGCGUCGCCUAUAGAGAUCUUGGAGAUUUCCAAAAAGCCAUAGAGUACCAUGAACGAGACCUCAAAAUUUCGAAAGAAGUGGGAGACAGGGCAGGACAAGGAAGAGCGUACUGUAAUCUUGGCAACGCUUAUGAAAGUCUUGGUGAUUUCCACAAAGCCAUAGAGUACCAUGAACGACACCUCAAAAUUUGGACAGAAGUGGGAGACAGGGCAAGAGAAGGAACAGCGUAUGGGAAUCUUGGCGUCGCCUAUAGAGAUCUUGGAGAUUUCCAAAAAGCCAUAGAGUACCAUGAACGAGACCUCAAAAUUUCGAAAGAAGUGGGAGACAGGGCGGGACAAGGAAGAGCGUACUGUAAUCUUGGCAACGCCUAUUACAGUCUUGGAGAUUUUCAGAAAGCCAUAGAGUACCAUGAACGACACCUCAAAAUUUGGAGAGAAGUGGGAGACAGGGCAAGAGAAGGAACAGCGAACGGUAAUCUUGGCGUCGCCUAUAAAAAUCUUGGAGAUUUCCAGAAAGCCAUAGAGUACCAUGAACGAGACCUCAAAAUUUCAAAAGAAGUGGGAGACAGGGCAGGACAAGGAAGAGCGUACUGUAAUCUUGGCAACGCCUAUGAAAGUCUUGGAGAUUUCCAGAACUCCAUAGAGUACCAUGAGCGACACCUCAAAAUUUCGAAAGAAGUGGGAGACAGAGCAGGGGAAGGAACAGCGUACGGCAAUCUUGGCGUCGCCUAUAGAGAUCUUGGAGAUUUCCGGAAAGCCAUAGAGUACCAUGAACGACACCUAAAAAUUUCGAAAGAAGUGGGAGACAGGGCAGGACAAGGAAGAGCGUACUGUAAUCUUGGCAACGCCUAUGAAAGUCUUGGAGAUUUCCAGAAAGCCAUAGGGUACCAAGAGCGACACCUCAAAAUUUCGAAAGAAGUGGGAGACAGAGCAGGGGAAGGAAGAGCGUACGGUAAUCUUGGCAACGCCUAUCACAGUCUUGGAGAUUUCCAGAAAGCCAUGGAGUACCAUGAACGAGACCUCAAAAUUUCGAAAGAAGUGGGAGACAGGGGAGGACAAAGAAGAGCGUACUGUAAUCUUGGCAACGCCUAUGAAAGUCUUGGAGAUUUCCAGAAAGCCAUAGGGUACCAAGAGCGACACCUCAAAAUUUCGAAAGAAGUGGGAGACAGAGCAGGGGAAGGAAGAGCGUACGGUAAUCUUGGCGCCACCUAUAAUUGUCUUGGAGAUUUCCAGAAAGCCAUCGAGUACCAUGAACGACACCUCAAAAUUUCGAAGGAAGUUGGGGACAGGGCAGAACAAGGUAGAGGGUACUGUAAUCUUGGCAACGCCUAUGAAAGUCUUGGAGAUUUCCAGAAAGCCAUAGAGUACCAUGAACGAAGCCUCAAAAUUUGGACAAAAGUGGGAGACAGGGCAAGAGAAGGAGCAGCGUACGGUAAUCUUGGCGUCGCCUAUAGAGAUCUUGGAGAUUUCCAGAAAGCCAUAGAGUACCAUGAACGAGACCUCAAAAUUUCGAAAGAAGUGGGAGACAGGGCAGGACAAGGAAGAGCGUACUGCAAUCUUGGCAACGCCUAUGAAAAUCUUAGAGAUUUUCAGAAAGCCAUAGAGUACCAUGAACGAAGCCUCAAAAUUUGCACAGAAGUGGGAGACAGGGCAAGAGAAGGAACAGCGUACGGUAAUCUUGGCGUCGCCUAUAUUGAUCUUGGAGAUUUCCAGAAAGCCAUAGACUACCACCAACGACACCUCAAAAUUUCGAAAGAAGUGGGAGACAGGGCAGGCGAAGGACGAGCUUACGGUAAUCUUGGCAACGCCUAUGAAAGUGUUGGAGAUUUCCAGAAAGCCGUUCAGUAUUAUAAGAACAGUGUUAUAGCCUUCGACCACAUUAGGGGAAAUCUCAUAUCUAAAGACGAAUGGAAGAUUAGCCUUAAAAAUACGUAUGAUCAUAUUAAUUUGAGGCUGUGGGAGCUGCAGUUUAAGGAAGGUAAAGUCAUUGAGGCACUUUUAACUGCUGAUCAAGGACGUGCACAAGCUUUAAACGAUCUUCUGGAGUUGAAGUAUGGCCUUAAGGGGCUACGCCCAGAAAUAGGAACACUUUGUGCAAGACCAAGUGACUUUGCUAGUUAUUUACCACCAAAUACAGCAUUCAUGGGUAUCAUCAAGGGAGGAAUAGUUCUCUGGGUGAACGAGAAAGGAAAAGAAAUCAAAACUAGAAGAAGCCAGAUCGAUAUCUCCGUCACAACCGAUUUCCAAUCUCUGUUGGAAACUACACAUAAAGAAAUAGGUGUGAGAGCUGAUGUUAACUGUGAAGAUCGCUCAUUAAGUAACCCAAGCGAUAAAAAGUUAGCAGAAGAAAGAUCCAGCGAGCCAAAGUCUAGUCCUUCAUAUUUUCAGACUAAGUCAUUACAAACAUUUUACAAUGUGGUUGUAGACCCUAUAAGAGACUUGCUCCAUAGCGAUGAGGUUGUGAUUGUUCCACAAGGACCUCUGUGUUUGGCCCCCUAUGCUGCUUUCAUGGACUUGAAAUCAAAGUACCUCUGUGAAACUUUCAGAAUUCGUCUGGUUCCUUCACUUUCCAGUCUUCGAUUAAUCCAAAAUUGUCCAGCAGAUUGGCACAGUAAGACUGGCGCCCUUCUCGUCGGCGAUCCGUGGGUACAGGAGGUAGUUUAUGAAGGAAUGACGCUGGGGCAGUUACAGUGGGCCGAAAAGGAAGUGCAGAUGAUUGGGGAAAUACUUCAAACUGAACCUCUCGUUGGAAAGCAGGCAACAAAAGAUGAAGUCUUAACACGUAUCUCCUCGGUUGCUUUGGUGCACAUUGCUGCUCACGGUAAAAUGGAAACAGGGGAAAUUGCCUUGGCCCCUAACACAACGCGUUCAUCCGUAAAUCCAGCCAGGGAGGACUAUCUCUUAUCUAUGAAAGAUGUUUUAAAAGCGAAGAUUAGGGCAAGACUUGUUGUACUUAGUUGUUGUCAUAGUGCUUGGGGAGAAGUCAAAUCUGAGGGUGUUGUCGGCAUCGCACGGGCGUUUUUGGGUGCUGGUGCUCGCUCGGUUCUGGUGUCCUUGUGGGCGAUCGACGACGAAGCUACUAUGGAGUUCAUGAAAGUUUUCUACAAACAACUAGUCCAUGGACAAAGUGCCAGUGAAGCUCUGAAUGACGCCAUGAAAUCUAUGAGAGAAUCUGACCGCUUUAAUGCAGUGAAGUACUGGGCGCCGUUUGUUCUCAUUGGUGACGACGUAACGCUCGAGUUUGAGGGCAACCAAUAAAUAGCAAGGUAUUUUGGGAUAUAUAUUAAAACCUUGGAUCAUAUUACGUUCUUUAGGAAAGGAAAUUUUAACAAGGAAUUAUUUCUGCCAUAUUUGAUUGAGCAAUCAAUCAGAGGAUUUAUGGUAUGCAAGUUUCUUUAAAUCUACCAUGAGUCUAACCAUUGGUCGAAGUUACCAGUUUUAAAAAUGUGACCCAUUACUCUAAUAGGUUUAGUGCGUGUUCGAUUCACCGGAUUCCGCGUCUCAAAAAUAAAUGGAAUAAACUCGCUAGAAAUCACUUGUUUUGUGUUUCAUUAGUAUUGCAAUAUCUACAAAACUGCUUGAAAUAAAGUAUUCUGAUCUAUAUAUAUCUAAAAUGGUUCAAAAUUGCAGUAUAGAAGUGAAAUACGACCAAUCAAGCGCACUCUUUGAAGUCAGUUGUCAAAAUGUUAUGCCUACCUAGAUGAAAUCACUAUCCUUUUCUUUUGUUAGCUUGCUAACGUUGCUUUUUGCUUUUGUUGUUGUUGGAUAGGUAUGAUGAAGAAUGCGGUGAAGCAGUUCCUAGCUAUCUGAAGUUGAAGUCAGUUCCUAAUUUGUGUCACAAUUACGAGGUGGAGCGUUCCUCCCAAGAAUAGGAACACUUUACCCAGAAGAGAACAUUAUAUGCUGUUAAUAAAUAAGUUGAGGCUUUACGUAGUCUGGAAAUUACAGUGUAGGUUUCGUAGCUUAUUUUGCGACCAGUCGUGUGCACUUAAAACUUGUUUUAUAGUCACCUAAAAAAUGUCAGGAAUCAAUGGUCAAUUUCGGUUAUUUUCAUUGAUACAACAUGGGACAGAGGCACUUUAGAGUAGCAAUUUAAUAUGCAGUGAAACCUCUAUUAAGCGGACCCCCAAUUAAGUGGACGCCCUCUAUUGAAGGGACACUAAGUCAGGUCCCGAAAUUAACGCCUUAUAUUUCCCCUUAUAACGAACCCCUAUUCAGCGGACCCCUCUAUUAAGCGGACGCGGACACUAAAAUAAGGUGUAUUUUGCUAAUUUCUAUUGUUAAAAACCUCUAUUAAGCGGACGCAGGACUGAAUUGACAAUAGUAGUAUUGGAUUACGUCCUUGAAAUAGGGACUGAAGUCAGUUAAUGUGUUUGCAUUUACAAACAAAUUAAAGUUGGUAAUGAAAGGUAAUGAACUUGACCUCUGGAUAGCUUCUUUAGCAACAUACGACUUAAUCACAGCACAGAGUAACCGUUGAAUGUUGAUCGUUAACAAACACUGCGCAAUUUUUACAACCUCUAUUAAGCGGACACUUGGGAAGGUCCCGAAGGUGUCCGCUUAAUAGAGGUUUCACUGUUGUUAUUUACUGUUAUGUUAUUUACACAGCUGUAGGUUUAAAUUUCUUUUGGCAAAUUGGUUUAAGUUUAUUAGUGUCUAGAUUGGUCUCCAUUCCAAUACUGAAGUCAAAUUCCCUGUUCACUAGGUCAAAUCACUUAUAAAUGUAGUUUUACAUUUACUCGUCUUUUUGAUAAGCGUAGUAUGUAUUUUUCAUAGCCCAGGCUUAUUCGCGUUCCCAACGUUGUUUUUACCAUCAAGUUUUGUCGACACUUUUUACAUACAAGAAGUAAAGGCUGAAAAAAAUAAUAAAAAAAUAGAAAGACGACCAGGGAAAUUUAAAAACUCUGUAAUUGUUUGGUGCCUGGUCAGAACAAAUUAAAGAGUAUGUCGAUCUCUGUUUUUUAGAAAACAAAAUUUCCAAGUUUGAUUUAGUCCUGCUCAUGACUUUUAAAUAUACAUCUUGACAGAGAAUACGUGUAGCAAUCGAAGAAAGCGUAGAAAGAGUAACAAGUGUAGCAAGCGCCGGUAG